Messenger RNA from Schistosoma curassoni, 1857 nucleotides. The record is from the annotation of a GenBank genome assembly. NCBI's taxonomy places the organism in Eukaryota, Metazoa, Platyhelminthes, Trematoda, Strigeidida, Schistosomatidae.
AUGGCUACGAACGACUCGACCAAGCCAAAAGAUCCUCCUGAGGUUAUAGUAGAUGUUACAAAAAAACGGGAGUUUCUCCGCGGACGGUUUUUGGGAAAGGGAGGAUUCGCAAAAUGCUAUGAACUUAUUGAUCGAAAAACAGGUGAAAAGUAUGCCGGUAAAGUUAUUAACAAGUCAGCCUUGGUCAAAGACUCCCAAAAAGAGAAAAUGCGCCAGGAGAUCAGUAUUCAUCGUUCUCUAAAACAUGAAAAUGUUGUUAGAUUCUAUGGAAACUUCGAGGAUAGUGAAUUCAUAUACAUUUUGCUUGAACUUUGUAACCGCAGAUCGCUUUUAGAACUACACAAGCGUAGGAAGUACGUCACUGAACCAGAGGCCAGGUAUUUUAUGAAACAAAUAGUCCAUGGCUGUCAAUACCUUCAUCAAAAUAAGGUCAUGCAUAGAGAUCUUAAGCUGGCCAACCUUUUCCUCGACGACAACCUGAAAAUUAAAAUAGGGGAUUUCGGGCUUGCCUCGAGGAUCAGUCAUGAGGGUGAGAAGAAAAAAACGUUGUGUGGUACUCCCAACUAUAUUGCUCCCGAAAUUUUAAGUAAAGGCGGACACAGCUUCGAAGUAGACUCAUGGUCUCUUGGUUGUAUACUUUAUACUCUUCUAGUAGGGAGUCCUCCUUUCGAAACUACUAAACUGGAAGAAACGUAUGCACGCAUUAAACAAAAUGAGUACCGCAUUCCGAUUCGUGUGUCAACGAAUGCCUCAAUGCUCAUCCGCUCACUCUUACAUGCCGAUCCAGAAAGAAGACCAAAUAUGUUCAAUGUGCUCGAUCAUGAUUUCUUUAAAGACUUUACACCUAGUGGUCUUCCUGUAAGUUGUCUUUCAACAUGCCCCAGAUUUGAUACUAUGCAUCGACCACAAACCGGACGUCGCCCAUUGUCUGACAUCAAUCCCGUUGAGGAUGUUCCUAUUACCAGUGGUGGUGGUGCCCUUGGUAACGUUGGCGGUGCUGCAGUUGAUAAAGCCGUUCAGCCGGAUGACUGCUGGCUUGGAUUACUUAAGCACAAAUUAGGUCGUGUAUUAGAGGAACCCAAGGAAUUUGACGAUUCAUCACCAAAAGCAAUGGAAGAAAGUGAAGUUCCAGCAGCCUGUCCAAUAUACUGGGUCAGCAAAUGGGUUGAUUAUUCAGAUAAAUAUGGUUUGGGAUAUCAAUUGUGUGAUAACUCAUAUGGUGUCGUAUUCAAUGACGUGACAAGACUCCUUUUAACAACCAAUGAACAGAAUCUUCAGUACAUCGACGAACAUGGGACUGAACGUUUGUUUACUCUGUCAAAGCAUCCGGAAUAUCUGUCAAAAAAAGUGACGCUUCUCACAUGCUUUAAAGCCUAUAUGCACCAGAAUCUUCUUAAGGCUGGUGAGAAUAUUGCGCGACCGGACACUGAUGCCAUGACUCGUCUACCCUUUCUUCGCCGAUGGUUUAGAACACGCUCAGCUAUUGUACUGCAUUUAAGCAAUGGAACGUUGCAAAUAAACUUCUUUGAUGAUCAUGCAAAAAUCAUUCUAUGUCCCUUAAUGCGUGCCGUAACUUACAUCGAUGCCAACAGGGAAUUCAGAACGUACCGCUUCAAACAUCUACGGGAAUUCGGUUUAAGUAAGGACUUAGCAAACAGAUUGAGAUACGCACAAGAAAUGAUAGAGCGUCUCAUCCCAAAAUGCGGAACAAUCUCCUCCAAUUUAAAUGAUCCCAAUACAAAAAUGACUGUAGAUAAUGGGAAGUCCAACAAACCAGUUUCAGCGGAUGUACAGAAAACAAAUGCGACUGGGACUGGGGCAGCGACUAAGAAAAUAACUCGACCGACUAAUCAAUAG